Dioscorea cayenensis subsp. rotundata (Guinea yam) is the source of this 798-nucleotide messenger RNA. RefSeq lists its product as uncharacterized. The transcript has a single exon. Lineage: Eukaryota; Viridiplantae; Streptophyta; Magnoliopsida; Dioscoreales; Dioscoreaceae. The record is from RefSeq and is a predicted model, not a curated record. The coding region runs from base 1 to 798 and encodes 265 amino acids.
AUGGCGUCAAGUAGCAGCAACUCUCAGGCAGGAGUUUCGGGACCAGCAGUGCCCAUCUUCGAUGGAGAAGACUAUGAUUUAUGGUGCCUUAUGAUGAAGACUCUCUUCAUAUCACAAGAACUUUGGGAGCUAGUUGAAAAGGGAUUUUCGGAGAAAGAAGAAGAAGCCAAGGUGAGAGAGAACAAGAAAAAAGAUGCUAAGGCACUUUUCUUUAUACAGCAAGCACUCUCUCGGCCUAUCCUUGCUCACAUAGCCUCAGCAAACACUACAAAUGAGGCAUGGACUACUUUGAAGAAGGUAGUUCAGGGAAAUCCCAAGGUGGUGGCGGUCAAGCUCCAAACAUUGAGGCAAGACUUCAAAAAUCUCAGGAUUAAGAACACUGAGACAAUCCAAAACUAUAUUGCAAGGGUUUUGGAGCUAUCAAACCAGAUGAAAGGCUUGGGAGACACCAUUCCUGAAGCCAUGGUUGUUGGGAAGUUGCUAAGGAGCUUAGGAUCCAAGUUUAAUCACGUUGUUACCGCCAUUGAAGAGUCCAAGGACCUCACGAAGCUCACAAUGGAAGAUGUGAGUGGCUCUCUAAUAGCUCAUGAAGCAAGGUUAUUAAGGCAAGUUGAUGAUCAGGUUGAGAAAGAAGAGAAAGCCUUCAAUGUUAGAAGUGAAGCAGUGGGAGUCAAAGACAGAGAGAAGUAUGCAUCUAAAGGUCGAGGAAGAGGUUUCUCUCGAGGGAGAUUCCGAGGAAAGAGGAAGAGGACGAUCAAGCGAGAAUGGGCAGCAACAAGGAGAACAAAGGAGUUAUAA